AUGCCAUGGGUGUCUCUCGGUGCUUUCAGGGCUGAUUAUUACGAUUACGGUCGUACUCAUCCCUUGUGUGUUCUCGCUAUGGACGGGGGUGGUGUUCGUGGACUGUCUUCUUUUAUCCCCUGGAAAAUUUUUGACAAGUUGGAAGAAAGGUUGGGAGAAAGGAAAAAGCCAUGUAAAAUCUUUAAUAUUAUUGGAGGUACCAGUACUGGAGGCUUGAUCGCCAUUAUGCUUGGUCGCCUUCAAAUGGACGUUAAAGAUUGCAUUACGAAGUACCAAAAAUUGAUAGACAUAGUCUUCAAAAAACGUUCAGGAACUCUGGGAUCGAUUAUGGAUUGGAUUACCAAGAAAGCGAGCUUCAUUUGGAGUGGCCAAAUCUACGACGAUGAGCCCCUCGAAACGGAAACCAAGAAACUCGUAAAGAGCCAACUCGGAAAUGAAAAUGCAAAACUACUUGAGGGGGAGGGCAAUCCGGGCUGCAAAUUAUUCGUUGUGGCUACCCGGAGAGACGCACUCAACAAUCAUGGCCCGGUUUUCCUGCGUUCCUACAAACAUCCUCAUGAUUCUCGGGGCCUCAGCAAUGUCAAGCUUUGGCAAGCUGCUCGUGCAACAUCUGCUGGCCCCGCAUAUUUCUCUUCUGUGAAAGUGGGUGACUACGAAUUGGUUGAUGGAGGCUAUGGACAAAAGUAUUUAGCAUCUAUGGCAUGGGCCGUAGAGGCCAACUGCUUCCUCAGCAUCGGUACUGGCAUUGGCUCCAACCAAGCACUUACCGAUCCUAGGAAAGCACCUGGCCAGGCCAUAUCAGCUAUAACAGCUGCUGCCACCAAUUCUGGGAUUGCCCACCUUCUCUUCAGGACUCUUAUUGAUGCCUUUGCUCCAAAUAGUGGGAAGCCGAAAUACUGGCGUCUCAAUGUCAACAAGCCUAUCCGUAAAGUUAUUUACAUAGAAUUCUCGGAAAUAAAGAAGAGCAUUAAUUAA
Aspergillus glaucus CBS 516.65 is the source of this 975-nucleotide messenger RNA. RefSeq lists its product as uncharacterized. Gene Ontology annotation, cellular component: membrane. The coding region runs from base 1 to 975 and encodes 324 amino acids. Lineage: Eukaryota; Fungi; Ascomycota; Eurotiomycetes; Eurotiales; Aspergillaceae. The record is from RefSeq and is a predicted model, not a curated record. The transcript is spliced from 5 exons. Gene Ontology annotation, biological process: arachidonate metabolic process.